ACGUAUGUACGUGUGUUGAACCUCUUAUCACUUAUUUUCUUUGUUGUGGCAACACCUAAAUUUUGCAGUCGUGAAGUUCGUAACAUGUGAUGUUUCGUGAAAAGUGUUAAUUUUUUACGAAAAACAAUUAGUUAUAGUGCCAAAUCGUGUUUGAAAGUGCAAAGGAAAUAUCAGUGUGAGUGUUUUUGGUGGUGUAAUUUGUGAUAGAGGCCUACAAGUCCUCAAGUGCAAAUUACAUGGAUAAAGCCGUCACCUGAGUCCGUAAGCGAUGGAGUCACAUGUUCUGAACACAUACCACCAGGCUCGCUACCGCACCAUCGGGCACAAGAGGAUGGGUUCCACCAGCGACCUCUCAUCGGAGAGCAGCUGCAACCAGAACAGCCCGGAGUACUCACAGGCCCAGCCGGAGUACGGGAGGAAUUAUGAGGGCAAUGAGGAGUACUGGAGUCAAGCGGCAAACACAACACAAACAAGUCAAGACUCUAGUUCAGACGAAGAGGAAAACGUAGAGGUCGUCGAACUCGAUAAUCACUACGACGAAAAUGCCGAAGACACUCUAGUCGAAGGCGACGACUAUGACGUCAUCCAGGUAUAUGCCGUCCAUCCAGACUUAGACCUCGAAGCGUCCUCCGACGAAGAACAACAAGAUUACUGUGUAGCUGAAGAAGAUGAUUCAGAAGAAGAAUACGCACAAGAUCCCCAAUAUACAGAAGAGACACAAUACGAAUACCAAGAGAAUAGAACAGAUAUAUGCCAAGAUGGUUUAGAUAUUAACCUAGAUGGUCCAGUAGUUUCAAAUGUCGAUGAGUAUUUUAUCAAAGCAAAACCUAAACCUAUCUUGGAUAUAAAAGAUGAACCUGUAGUUAAGGAUGUUGAUGAAUAUUUUAUUAAAGAUACUAAACCAGUAGCUCAAGUCCCAGAUGUUGAUGAGUUCUUUAUUAAGGAAAAAGAGCCUGAGGAUGCUAAAACGCAAUCUGAUAUUGUUCAAAGUGUUCCUCAGGUUGAACCUAUUGUCAAUGCUAAAGAACCAGAACAUAACGAACCAGAUAAUAUUGCAGAGGUUUCUAUAAAUGAGUCCGAUUUAGAUGCCCUUCCAAACAUAGAGGAAAUCAAAAGAUACCUGCUCGAAGAUAUUCCUUAUAAAUUCAAGACUACGCAACGAUCAUGUUCCGUACCUCAUUCUCCGAUGCGCCAUCUAGCUUGCAUGGACAUCGACGACGCAAAAACCUGCCUAAGCUUCGAAGAUCUGAACCUAGACUUAUCUGAUUUAGCAUUCGACAACGACAAGUACAAAUCGGGCAGUGGUAAUAAAAUCGACGACAUUCCACGAACUUUAACGGACGAGGAUGUAAAUAGCUUUUUGAUUACCAACAAAACUGAAGAGAAAUCUGAGAAAAACGACGACGAUUUUAGCUCUCAAGAUAUGGAGAUAGAUAACCCUGUAGACGCAACUAUACACGUAGAGACUCCGCGAACAUCGACUCCUAUCAAAAAGCCGAACGUCUUAGACUUUUGCAUAGAAAAACCAGCAGUCACACCAGUCAAAUUUGAACCUAGUGAUGUCAAAACGGAAACGGAUGAUUUCGUUGACGUAGAAUCCUGCAACGACGCAGCAAUACCAGUGCUCGCGGCGAACAAUGUGAAUUCCCUUUUAGAACAGUUUGAAGCUAACGAAAAGUUCGCGACCAAACCGAAGAGGCCGAAGGAGGAGCCUAAACCCAAAUCCAACGGUCUGACGAAUGGUACGCGUUUGCAGGACGCAGGCGUCCAGCUCAACAAGAACAAGAUGCGGCAAAUACUGAUGCCGCCUAAAGCGGCGCUGCGGCGCUCGGUGAGCCCGCCCGCGGCUCCCGCGCCGCCCGCACCGCCGGCGCAGCGCUCCGACCACGACUAUUGCAGCAAAAAACGCCACAGCCUGCCCACUCUCAAGGGCGGGCAGAGCCUCCUCAAACCCGAGGUCCUCUCCAGCAACAGCCGAAUCCUCAACUCCAGGCACCGAUCCUGCAAAAACAAGAAAGUCGUCUACCAUCUCAGCAGCGAUGACGAAAGCGACAAGUCUGCCAAAAACAAAAAAAGAGAUGACGAUGACGAUGUGAAAGCUAAAAAGUCGACCCUGAAACAACCUAUAAAACAGCCGACUCCAUCAAAUUGUCGGAAAAAACUCUCACCCCCGCAUAGUGCUAACGAUACUUGUAAAGAUAAAAUUAACAGUUCUGUGAUGGUUAAAAAUGCUUCUAAAGCAAGUGAUACUCUCGGUAGUCAAACGAACAUUAGCAUUAAGUUAACUAUUAAAAAUAAAUCAGAGGUUAUACUUAAUAACUGUAAUGAUAAAGGCUAUCGGAAUGUUAAAGAUAUUGAAAAGUGUACGUCUAGUGUUAGUAGUAGCGCUGAAACUGUUAAAAUACAGGAAUUAGAUAGUGAGAAAAUCAAAUGUGUAAAUAUUAGUGACAAUAAUUGUGAGAGUGUAGAAGUUAAGACCGAAGCCCGUCCGAAAGAGGAGAACUUUUACACGGCGUUGUUUAGCAAUAAGCAAGAUGUACAGAUACCGCAAACAAUGGACCUCAAAACCGAAAAGAGACCAAUAGACGAGGAACUUAAAGUUAUAGUAGAUAUAUCUAACAGAAACGAAAUGGAGCAGCCUCAAAAGAAAAAGAAACUAAAUCUCCAAGAAUACAAGAUGCGAAGAUCGGUUACCUCAAAUAAUAGCUCUGCAGCCGUCAGUCCUGAAGCGAUAUUUCCUGAUUUACCCAGCCCAUGUCCUUUGGAAAAACUUGUCAAUAAUAAUGUAAAUGUGACGUCUCCAAAUGGAACAAUAAACCUAGCUGAACAGAAGGACCCUGAAGCUCCAAAGAAAAUCUUUGAUCCGAUCAGAGAGGCAUCUAGGAAAAUACUCAUGAACACCAAGAAACAAAAAGCCGAGGCCACGAGAAAGAGGGAUGAAGAUAUCGUGAUGAGCAAGAUACCAAAAGUAGAGAAUUUGGAACUGCAACCUCUGAUAAGUGACGCUGAAAUGCUAAAAAUAGUUGGAGGAAUGGCACCAGAGGAAGUGCCAGUUAUAAAGAAUGAAAAACCAAAAGCAACUGAUUAUGAAGAAAUAGUACUAGUUAGCGUCGGUACAAAUACUGAUGAAAACAUAUUUAGACAAAUGGAAAAGACUAAACAUAAAGAAGUUAGGAAAUCUCAGUCACCUCCAUUAGACGCUAAAGCACUAAUCAAUUUUAAGAUCAAAAAGUCCGAGGCAGUUCUUAAGCAAAAUGUCUUUGACGCGAAAGCGCAAAAAAUCAACGCCCGAAACGAAAAACGUAGUCCGGAUAAAAGUGACAAGAGAAAUGCUGACGUCAAAAUAGAUAAAGAAAGAUACAAGGACAUAACGGCUGCUUUAAAGAGUGUAGAAAAGCAAGUAGAUACUAAAAUAUCCAGUAAUUCUUUGUUCGCUUCUAUUCAAGAUGUUGUACUGAAAAAAGCGCCGGAAGAAACAACUGAGAAACCAAACCCACAGCCUAAACCGGUUAAAACUUACAAGACUACUAUAGUACGGGAAUAUGAUACUAAAGCAGAUCACGGAGAAGACAAAAUUAUCCUACAUUUAGGCAAGCAUAGGAGAAAACCUGAAUCUGCUAGUGUUUUAGUUCAAACUGAGGUAGAACAACCAGCUGUUGUAAUACAACCGAAAAAAGCAGCUAUUAAAGAGAAGAGUCCUGUGCAAAGGAAGAGGAAUGACAGUGACAUGUCUAUGUCAAGUGAUGUUAGCCCUUCACGCGACAAAACAGCCAGCGUAGAAAACAAAUCAAAAGAGACAGCCAAGCGUUCCCGCUCGGUUGAAAAGCGAGCUCGCUCAGUCGAUAAGCGACCACGCUCAAGCGAGAAACGCUCGCGCUCUAUAGAGAAGCGAUCUAGAUCUCGCGAUCGCUACGAUAGAUACAGACGGCGAUCAAGAUCUCACAGUCGCAGAAGACGAAGAUCUCGCAGUAGAAGCGUCAGAACUAGACGUUCACGUUCCAUCGACCGCUAUAGACGACGAAGGCGCGAAUCCCCUUAUAAGAGAAAACGAACUAGAUCCCCGUACCGUAGACGCUCGCCGUCCCCGCGUAGAGACUACCGCCGUUCGCGGUCUAGAUCUAGAUCCAGGCACGACUCAAGAUCUAAGACCCCGAGGAAAACCCCCCCUCGCGUUGAGAAGAAGUGCGAGAAAUCGUACACCCCUCCUUUAAGAAAACCGACCGUGUCUGAAAGUUCUGAUUCUUCCUCUAGUUCGUCAUCUUCGUCCAGUUCGUCCUCGUCGUCGUCCAACCGGUCGAACUCCGUCCGUUCGGGGCGCUCGUGCAGUCCCAGACAAGAGGCUUACAGACGGAAGUACAGAAGCUACAGCCCUGAUGAUAGGAUUGAUAGAGAAAGCAACAAGCCAGUGGAAGAGAGACGCAUAGUGUUCGUCGGCAAGCUAGAAAAGGACAGCACUAAGGCGACAUUGCGAGCUCAGUUCUCCAAGUUCGGUCAUAUCAUGGAAGUGCGACUGCAUAAUAAGGAGGAUGGGACUCGUUACGGAUUCGUGACGUACUCGCGCGGCCGCGAGGCGUGGACCGCGGUGGAGGCCGCCAACCAGUUCCCGCAGUACGACGUCGGUUUCGGAGGCCGCCGGGCCUUCUGCAGACAGUCCUACGCCGACCUAGACGGCCUAGAAGCGGAUUACGUCGAGAGCGCGUUCCACGGCGCCCCGACCGCGCACUCGCGCCGCGACGACAUGUCCUUCGAGCAGAUGUUACUGGACGUCAAACAGAAACUCAGCCAGCGCAAGAAAGAUGACGACAAGCCUUGACACUGUCACGGUUAGCCAGGGGACGGGUAACACUCAAUAUUAG
Cydia amplana is the source of this 4856-nucleotide messenger RNA. RefSeq lists its product as uncharacterized. Gene Ontology annotation, cellular component: nucleus. NCBI's taxonomy places the organism in Eukaryota, Metazoa, Arthropoda, Insecta, Lepidoptera, Tortricidae. The record is from RefSeq and is a predicted model, not a curated record. Gene Ontology annotation, molecular function: RNA binding; transcription factor binding. The coding region runs from base 269 to 4813 and encodes 1514 amino acids. Gene Ontology annotation, biological process: positive regulation of transcription by RNA polymerase II. The transcript is spliced from 8 exons.